This is a messenger RNA of Ruditapes philippinarum (Manila clam), 2408 nucleotides long. Its product is annotated as protein sidekick-2-like. The transcript is spliced from 17 exons. Gene Ontology annotation, molecular function: protein binding. NCBI's taxonomy places the organism in Eukaryota, Metazoa, Mollusca, Bivalvia, Venerida, Veneridae. The coding region runs from base 96 to 2066 and encodes 656 amino acids. The record is from RefSeq and is a predicted model, not a curated record.
CUGAAAAUGUUCAGACCAUAGAUAUAGAUUAUGAUAUAAGAGAGGACGGUGUUAUAAUAGCAGGUCUACGAGAAUGGACGCAAUAUGAAAUAACAAUGAUAGCGUAUAAUGAUGUUGGCUAUAGUAGGAAAAGUACAGAAAUAUUAGCUUGGACAAUGGAGUCAGUACCGAGUAAGGGACCAGAGAACGUAGACGCCAUAGCAUUAUCGUCAACUAGCGUGAAUGUAUCUUGGGACGAUGUGCCAAUAUUACAUCAACAUGGCAUUAUUUUAGGCUUUAAGGUUGAGUAUAAAUCACCACUAAGAAAUAUCAGUUCCGAGUUCAAAGAUGCACCUGGUCGAACCACCCGCCAUGUUAUUGUAGAAAACCUUCAAAAGUUUGUACUAUACGAAGUUCGAGUGUUGGCUUACACAAAGAUGGGAGAUGGAGAGCUGAGUACCCCAGAAAUUGUUGUGAAAACAAUGGCUGACGUACCAGGGCCACCAAGCAGUGUUUGGUUCCCGGCAGUGUCAUACUACGAGGUCACAAUUGAGUGGCAGCCACCACUAGAUAUUCGAGGAAUACCAACAGGAUACAGACUAGAGUAUAAAAUAAGUGACAGCGAUGAUGAGUAUAUAACCAAUUCAUAUAUUAGUUCCUUAGAUACAAAUUUCACUGCUCGUGAUCUUUAUAGAGGCGCUUUGUAUGACUUCCGGUUGACAGCUGAAAGUCAUGUUGGCUGGGGAGAGGCUGUGUCCCUUCAAAUCUUCACUGAUGUUAUCUAUAGAGAUGUGCCUCCGCGGCAAGGUCGACCAUAUGUUCAGAAUCCGCCGACGAAAGCCAGAUCAGUGACUAUAUACUGGUAUCCGACUAUUGACCGUUAUACUCCUAUCCGGAACUUCACGGUACAAUACAAAAGCCUGAAUGACGAUAUUUGGAACAAUGUUUUGGAACCAAUCUUAUCCCCUCAAGAAACAUAUGAAGUAAAAGGACUGCGUCCCGAUACAAUGUAUGCGUUCAGAAUUGCUGCAUCUAAUGACAUUGGAACCAGUCCAUUUAGUGAAGAAUCUAUGUUUGUGUUUACACAAGAAGAUUAUCCAGAGGGAGCUCCACAAUAUGUUUCUGUGGAACGGCUCACGAGCACAUCGGUGAAAGUCAGUUGGGAGCAACCCAGGUCUAGAACCUUGAAUGGAGAAUUGCUUGGGUAUGUGUUGAUGUAUAAAGCACUAGAAGACAACGAUUAUGUCGAACUAAGAGUUUCUAAAGACAACCAUGAGGAAAAUAUACACAAUCUUACAAAAUUUGUUUACUAUGUGUUCAAAGUAAAGGCAUUUAACGCAAUCGAAUCUGGACCUGCUAGUGAAAUAAUUACUGUUUUUGUUGGAGAAGCAGCACCAUCGGCUGCUCCGGUGAAUAUUGAAACCACAGCUGUGUCGCCAACAGACAUACAUGUGACAUGGCUGCCGCCAUCACAGGAAUCACAGAACGGAGAUCUCUCGGAGUAUCGGAUUUCGUAUUGGAGAAGAUAUGACCCUGAAAGUUCGGCCAAUCAGGUUACCACAGAGGACCUUACUGUAGACAUUGUUAACCUUGACAUUUACACUGAGUAUUCUAUAAGGAUUCAAGCAAUAAACCGUGCAGGCGAGGGACCAAAUAGCGAUGUCAUAUUUGAGACAACUUUAGAGGACGUACCAGGAAAACCUGUUUCACUAACAUUUCGGAAUGUGACAUAUACAUCACUGGACAUGCAGUGGGAGCCUACUUUACAACCUAACGGCAUAAUCAUCAAAUACAAACUGACCUAUCAAGAACAAAAUUCUGCACGUGAAAGUCACGUGACAAACCUAGAAGUACCAGGUGACUCAUAUAUGAAAAAUAUCAAAAAUUUACGUGAGAAUGCCACCUUCGUAUUUAGUGUAUCAGCAACAAAUUCCAUUGGCCAGGGACAGGGGAUAGUGAAGACUUUAAUCCUAGGGCCACAACCAGGGUCGCCUGAAGCCCCGCAUCAUUUGACGUUCAACAUGGAUGAAAAAAGACGUAGACUAUUCUGGAAUGGAGAUCUGGUUCUAAAGGUCAACUGUCAAUAACUAGACAUGAAAUUCAAGCACAGGAAGCGUAUUCCUGUCAAUGGACAACUGUCAAGAAAAUUGGUACAGACACCUGGGUAGAUCUGAACUUGAGGAAUUUGAAACCGGAAACCAAAUAUAGGCUGCGCGUUAUUGCGUUUAAUACAUACGGAGCGAGCCCUCAAAGCGUCCCGUCAGAUGAGUUCAAGACACCGGCACAAUCAGCACCUACACCUCCUCUCAUCUGGAAGGUAUAGAUAUGUUUGCUGCGAGUGAUGAAGACCCUGUUCUGUUUACAAUAAAAAAUGACACCUACAUGCGAAGGAUCGUUGGACUUACGUUCGACUACAGGAAUCAACGCAU